AUGACCCUACACAUCCACGCCUUUCCAAAAUUUCUUCAUUCUAAUUCCACAAGUCACACCUGGCCAUUCAGUGCCAUAGCUGAAUUGAUUGGUGACCUUAAGCCAUUUUUGUGUACUGAUAAUGCUUAUGAUCCAGAUGUUCAUGCCAGACAGAUCUGGAUAGACUGGACAUGCAUCAAAAGCCUGGACUGCAUUUCAUUUAUGGACAAUGGGGUGGGUUUGACCAGGGCCAAACUUCACAAGAUGCUCAGCUUUGGUUUCAGUGAGAAGAGAGCUGCAAGAGGUCACAUUCCAGCUGGCGUGUAUGGCAGUGGGUUUAAAUCAGGGUCCAUGCGUUUGGGCAAAGAUAACAUUGUUUUCACCAAGACCAGAGACAGCAUGAGUGUGGGUCUACUCUCCCAGUCUUACCUCAAGGCCAUCGGAGCCCAGUGAGUCAUGAUGCCCAUCAUCACGUUUAGACACCAUGGAGAAAACCAAGUGGAAGAUGGAGCCAGGCUGAGGGCGAUGCUCACACACUCUCUCCUUAGCUCGGAGAAAUAGCUGUUUGCUGAACUCCGCACCAUCAGCGCUGCUGGAACCACAGGAACACGCAUCAUCAUCUGGAAACUGUGCACGACCACAAAUGGUGACACUGAAUUUGACUUUGACAUUGAUAAAUACGACAUAAUGAUCAGAGAACACAUCAGUGAAAAGAGUAAUGGUGGCCUCAGCAUGACCCCAGAGAGUGAGUACUCAUUACGGGCAUACUGUAUCAUCUUAUACCUGAAGCCUUGCAUUCAAAUCAUAAUUUGCAGACAGAGAGUGAAGAGCCAGCUGAUAUCAAAAAGCCUGGCUCAUAUUGCGUAAGACAACUACAGGCCAUCAUUCCUUAACAAGAGUAUAUGAAUCACUUUUGGAUAUAACACCAAAAGUAAAGAGCAUUAUGGGAUUAUGAUGUACCAGGUUAAUAAAGGUGUGGGAGUCAUCGGUGUAAUAGAGUGCAAUUUUCUCCAACCUACUCACAACAAACAGGACUUUAAUGACACUGAUGAGUACAGGAAGACCACGCACAACCUCAGUAUAAAGCUGGAGGAGUACUGGAAUGAAAUUCACUGCAAACCAAAGAAAUAG
Molecule: messenger RNA, 1110 nt
Organism: Myxocyprinus asiaticus (Chinese sucker)
Lineage: Eukaryota; Metazoa; Chordata; Actinopteri; Cypriniformes; Catostomidae
Gene: morc3b
Product: MORC family CW-type zinc finger 3b
Exons: 9
Cellular component (GO): PML body; nucleus
Molecular function (GO): ATP hydrolysis activity
Source: RefSeq, a predicted model, not a curated record